Molecule: messenger RNA, 2295 nt
Organism: Solanum stenotomum
Lineage: Eukaryota; Viridiplantae; Streptophyta; Magnoliopsida; Solanales; Solanaceae
Product: protein FAR-RED IMPAIRED RESPONSE 1-like
Exons: 2
Coding region: 1-2295 (764 amino acids)
Biological process (GO): regulation of DNA-templated transcription
Molecular function (GO): zinc ion binding
Source: RefSeq, a predicted model, not a curated record
AUGAAUCAACCGGAGCAAGAGGAAUCAAUAAGUGUUAGUGACGGAGAGGAAUAUGAAGCUGAAAAAGAAUGUGAAGAACAGACAGAUUCAGCCAAUGAUGAUAAUUUUUCAGAGCAACAAUAUAUGGAAGGCCCUCUUGUAGAUAUGGUCUAUUGUAGUGUAGAAUCUCUUUUUGCUUUUUAUAAAGAAUAUAGUCAUUUAAAUGGAUUUGGAGUUCUUAAAAAGACUUCAAAAAAGAGAGGUUAUGAAUACGCUAGGUAUGUCUCAUUCGCUUGUGAUAAGAGUAGAAAACCAACUGCUAAGAAUUAUAGUAAAAGGGUUGAUUGCAAAUGCAAAGUAAAUUGUGUUGUGCUACCUGAUGGUUCAUGUCGCGUAACAACAGUUACGACGGAGCACAACCAUGAGUUGCAACCAUCUUUAGCACGUUUUUUUGGUUGCCACAGGAAAAUAAGUAAGUCAUUAAAACGAAAACUUGAAGCUUAUGACAUCGCAGGAAUUAGACCUGCCAAAAGUAUUAGACUUUUGGAAGUACAAGCAGGUGGUCCAGAUAGAGUGGGAUGCACACCUAAAGAUUGUCGAAACUACAUUCUUCAACAAUGCAGGAUGAGGACAUUAUCAUGCGAUGCUGCGGCAAUACAGAAAUUUUUCGUUUUAAUGCAGAUGAAGGACGAUGAAUUUUUUUAUGUAAUUGACACGGAUAAUGUUGCUAGACUUCGCAACGUAGUGUGGGUUCACACACAUUGCAAGUAUGCGUAUCGGGAGUUUAGUGAUGUUGUUUGUUUCGAUUUAACGUACUUGGUGAAUCAAUGGCGCAUGCCGUUUGCAUCUUUUGUUGGUGUGAAUCAACACAAACAAUCUAUUCUUUUGGGUUGCGCUUUGCUUACAAGUGAGGAUAUUGAGACAUAUAAAUUUGUUUUCUCUACUUGGCUGGCAGCAAUGAGCAAUGCACCUCCAACGGCUAUCAUCACUGAUCAAUGUGAGAGUAUCAAGGCAGUAAUUGCAGAGGUACUUUCGGACACCAUCCAUAGGUACUGUAUUUGGCAUAUUAUGACAAAGCUGCCUGCAAAGCUUAAGGGUGUGUGGGACUUUAAGAUUGCCAAGUCCGAAUUUAAAUCAAUAAUUUAUAGCAGCAUUACUAUCAACGAAUUUGAGAAAAAAUGGGCUGGCUUUAUUCAAAAAUAUGAGCUUCAGCAUAGACUAUGGUUUCAUAAUCUAUACUUGGAGAAGGAAAAAUGGAUCGCUGUCUUCUUGAAUCACUAUUUUUGGGCUGGCAUGAUGUCCACCCAAAGAAGUGAGUCAAUGCAUGCAUUUUUUUAUGGUUAUAUAUCCGGUCGAAGCUCUCUAAAGCAGUUCGUCGAGCAGUAUGAGUUAGCUUUGCGAUUUAAAUAUGAGAAGGAACUUCAAGCAGAAGCUGACUCACGUAAAAAACAUGCAGCGCCUUGUAGUGGUUUUGAUUGGGAUUUGCAGCUUCAAACCCAUUAUACUCGACCUAUUUACGAUGCCUUUGCAGCAGAACAUUUGAAACGGUUGUACCACUGUGAAAUUGAAAGACACCAUGACUUCAAUGUCGUGGAGGGAGUUGAGAAGUAUAGUGUAACAGAUUAUUCCAUAUGUAAUGAUUUUCAUGGAAAUCGAUUUGUUUACAUUGUGGAAUAUCAGCCACGGAAUCAGUAUCUGGAUUGCAAUUGCAAGAAUUUUCAAAGUGAAGGUGUUGUCUGCUGCCACAUUUUAAAGACUAUGUCUCAUUGUAGAAUUAAAAUGUUACAUGACAGAUAUAUUUUACGCCGGUGGAGAAGGGACAUAAUUCGACCACACAUAGGUAAAUUCUUUCAAGGAGGCUAUCCAUCUAUGACGGACGAGUACAAGAAGUACAAUUCCUUGAAGAAAUGGUUUGAUAGGAAUUGUGAUGUUGUGUUGGACAACAACGCUAAAUAUGCAGAUUUCAAAAAUGUUUUGAAAGGACGUUUCAAUGCAUAUUGUAAUUGGACUGACGAAAUGGCAGUCCCUAGCGUUGGUGAUCCAGACUCGAAAGAAGAUGUAACAUUCAUUAGGAACCUGAGGGAAAUCCGAACACGUGGAAGGCCUCCGACUAAUAGAUGCUGGCGUGUCCGGUGGAAAAUGGACACGUGUCAUUACAUUCGGAUUUGGGGUGUGACAGGUGGUGGAAGGUGGAAUAGAACAUAUUAUCAUGCAGAUCAAGUGGGUGAGACUAGUCAAGGUCGGAGGGGUGGUGGGAGACAGGGUGUAGGUCGAAGGGCUGGUAGAGGUGGUCGAGACGGUGGUAUAAUGACGUAG